Molecule: messenger RNA, 2352 nt
Organism: Neltuma alba
Lineage: Eukaryota; Viridiplantae; Streptophyta; Magnoliopsida; Fabales; Fabaceae
Product: cysteine-rich receptor-like protein kinase 10
Exons: 7
Coding region: 148-2169 (673 amino acids)
Biological process (GO): protein phosphorylation; defense response to bacterium
Cellular component (GO): plasma membrane
Molecular function (GO): protein serine/threonine kinase activity; ATP binding
Source: RefSeq, a predicted model, not a curated record
AUGCCUUAAGUCGACCUUCCCCAUCAUCAACCAUCUCUUUCUUUGCCAGCCACUGGAAUAUCUUCUCUCCCUCAUGAGAUUAAAGAUUCUCCCCCACUCGCCGUUGAAUUGAAAUAUACCGAAUAAGAACUCCACAAGCUAUAGUUGAUGCCUCAUUCCAACACCGCUAACAACUUCUUCACCCUUACCAUGACGUCCAUGGCCAUGGCUUCCCACAAAAUUUUGUUGCUCUUGCUUAUCAGCUUCCUCUUUUCUCGUACAACUGAGGCACAGGUCACUUAUCUUUACCACAACUGCUCUUCCAACAAAACCUUCACUGUCAAUAGUGCUUUUCAAUCGGACCGAAUCAAACUCCUCUCUUCCUUAGCUUCUGCCAACACUGACUUCUCCAACGCCACCGUCAUCGGCGGCGGCGACACCAUCUAUGGCCUCUUCAUGUGCCGGGGUGACGUCAACCUCUCGAUAUGCCACCAAUGUGUCGUGAACGCCACCCAACGAUUAUCUUCCGAGUGCAGAGUUUCGAAGGAGGCAAUCAUCUGGUACGACGAGUGCAUGGUUCGCUAUUCGAACCGUUCCUUCUUCGCCACCGUAGACACAAGGCCUAGACUCGGCCUCUUGAACACCGGCAAUGCCACCCGGCCGAGCUUCUUACAGUUAUUGUGGGACACGCUUAACUUUACGGCAGACGAUGCAGCCAACGACGCUAAGAAAUAUGCCACAAGGCAAGCAAGCAUAUCUGGAUACGGAACUAUGUAUUCUCUACUUCAGUGCACGCCUGACCUAUCAUCCCAAGAUUGCAGAAAAUGUCUGAGUGCUGUGAUUGGAGACCUUUCAUGGUGCUGUGUGGGAAAACAAGGAGGAAGAGUUCUAUAUCCCAGCUGCAACGUUCGCUAUGAGUUCUAUCCUUUCUAUAAUAACUCUGAUGAUCAGCCAGAAGCGACGACGCCUACACCGCCUGCGCUCCCUCCUCCAACAAAUUCUCCAGAUCCUCGAGUAAAAGGGAAAGGUCAGUCAACAAGCACUAUUGUGAUAGUUGUGGUUUCUUUUGUUGGUGGUCUGGGGAUAUUUCUUUGUGUCGCCUACUAUCUCUCAAAGAGUCUAAUCAAGAAGAGACGCAGCGCUCUUCUCAGACAAAAAUACUUUGGAAAUGAAGGCAAUAAUUUAGAGCCUCUACAAUUUAGUUUGGCCACUAUUGAAGCUGCAACAAAUAAGUUUUCGCAUGAAAAAUGUUUAGGCCAAGGUGGAUUUGGACAAGUUUACAAGGGUGUUCUUUCAAAUGGUCAAGAAAUAGCUGUCAAGAGACUUUCAAAAAAUUCUUGUCAAGGUGGAGAAGAAUUCAAGAAUGAGGUUUUAUUGAUUGCCAAACUUCAACACAGAAAUUUGGUGGCCUUGCUUGGAUUUUGCAUAGAAGAACAAGAGAAAAUCCUCGUUUAUGAAUAUGUUCCGAACAAAAGCCUCGACUACUUUCUAUUUGGCUCCCAAAAAGGCAAAGUAUUAAAUUGGGUUGAGCGUUGUAAAAUCAUUGGAGGAGUUGCUCGAGGAACUCUUUAUCUUCAUGAAUAUUCUCGUCUCAAAAUUAUACAUCGUGAUCUCAAACCAAGCAAUAUUUUAUUAGAUGAUGAAGUGAAUCCAAAAAUCUCAGAUUUUGGAUUAGCUAAAAUGGUUGCUAUCAACACAAAUGAAGGAAGUACAAAUAGAAUAGUUGGGACAUAUGGUUAUAUGUCUCCAGAAUAUGCAAUGUACGGACAAUAUUCUGAAAAAUCAGAUGUUUUUAGUUUUGGAGUCAUAAUGUUAGAGAUUAUCAGUGGAAAGAAGAAUACAAGUCGUCAUAGCCAAUCACAGCAUGCUGAUGGCCUAUUGAGCUAUGCCUGGAAGCAAUGGAAGGAGGAAAAGUUGCUGGAGAUAUUAGAUUCGAAUAUAAAAGAAUUUGGAUCAUAUAAUGAAGUGAUCAAGUGCAUCCAGAUUGGCUUGUUAUGUGUUCAAGAAGAUCCAGAUACAAGACCCACAAUGGCUGCGGUUGUUUCCUAUCUUAGUAAUGAUUCCAUUCAGCUGCCAUUGCCAGAGGAACCUGCAUUCUUUCUAGACGGUAGAAUGGGGCCCAGUACCAGUGGAAGUAAGGAAUCAGGCUCGACCAUUGAAGUGUCUAUGAGUGAAUUCUUUCCUCGUUAAUUAGGACCAUGCUUUCAUUUCUUCUCUUUCUUCAACACCCUACAAGAGACGAGCAUUCUUAUUUUAGGCACAAAAAUUGAGAUUUACAAUUUAUACUGUGCGAACGCUUAUCCAUACUAUUCCAUCGUAAUUAUUUAAAGGGACAAGUGAUAUUUUCUCCAUGCAUGACGUUAGUUUUUAUAA